AUGGCUCCGGAAGCGUUGAAUUUCGGCGGGGGUAUGCGAAACGCCCGGGAUUGGGAUGACCGCGGCGCCUUGGCGCUUGCUCCGACCGCUUCAUCACGGAGGGCAGUUGCCGCCAAGCUGGCGGCAUCCGCGGCACGUUCGGCUGAGAUGUUGCCGACCUACCGUUAUGGCCUGGAUCUCACGGGCAACGGCUCGGCGAAGAAUGGGCCCAGUAGAGGGCCGCCGCAGCGACAGCAGUUAGCGAUCUUGGAGCAUCGCAGAGAGUUGGAAAAGUCGCUUGUGGUCUGCCGAUUGAGAGAGCAGGUGGAGCGACUGAGAGCGAAGCUCGAUGAGAAUCCCAACGGUAGCGGUACCUCCCCUGCGAGGGCGGCAUGUCCGGCACCAUUCAUGUCACGCGUGGUGGACAUUCCAUCAGCAGUGACAGCGCUAAAACCGAAAACGUCGCAUAAACGGGGGACCACAAGACCAGAGAAGGAAGAAGAGCCAAUUAGGAACGGUUCCCCCUCCGUAGCCGUUUAUCCGGCGGACAAGGAGGAAUGCAGCUUGUCUUCGGACGGCGCAAUGUCGACCCGACACAACCCCCGACAAGAGGAUGCGGGCCGAGACCAUAGUCGACAGCGACCCCACAACCCCCGUAACCCUGACGACCUCCCCCAGCAGCAGCACCAGCUACAACAACACCAACAACAAGGGUACCCUCAAAGCCCCCAAACAGCGACCAGCCCGCAAGAGAGUGCUGUUCGCGAUCGGGAGGACGCCCGAGGGGGCCGACAACGACAGCGGAAAGGAGAAGUGCUUGUUAGCUCUCGGGCCAAGGCGGGGCUUCUCGGCGUCCUCGCCCCAGGAGGAAGUCGGGGGUACAUGAAAAUCGACGGCCCGAUCGCUACGGGGUCCUCGUUGGGAAGAGAUCGCGCCAAACGAGUAGGCGUGGAUGCGAGAGGAGCGUCUGGCGCAGAAAAAGGCGGGAGGGUGGGUCUGACCACGGAAAUGGAGGUCGACGUGAUGAAGGGACUAGUGCUGGCACAGCACCAGAGAAUCGAGAGACAACGGACGAGGAUGCAGGAGCUAGAGCGAGACCUUAGGGAUUACAGGCGAGCUACUGUUCUUGGUGGAGAGUGGCCGCCACCACCAUGGUUGAGGCAGCUGAACUUGCCGGCUUGGAAAGGCGGGCUCACACCAUCAAGAUCAGCGCCGGCGGGGCUUGACCGGUUUACAGGAGCCCGCUUCGCGGCAACCGGCAACAAUAGCGGCAACGGGAGCAAAAUCGACAACGAUGGCAGACGUACUUUCGCUUCUUCCGGUUCUGCCAGCCGAAGCGCGGAAUGUUCUCCGCAACGCCAGCAACGGCAAAAAGAGAGGCGAGGAUCCGGCGGAGGCGAGGGCGGCGGCGGUAGCGGUAUCGCAAACACAUGUCCGGUGGAACGGAGCGGCGAUUGGGCGGAGGAUUCUCGGGGCACGAGGGCAGUCUUCUCGCCCAAACGUCGGCCGACGAGUUCUUCUUGUUGUUCUUCGGUAACGUCGAUGGCGAACGACAGGAAUGGCAAUAGGCCGAGACCAGCGACGGCGGGGGGUAAUACCCGAGCCGAGCGGCGUCGAAUCAGAGGAAACCGUUGUGGCCACAAUACUAUCGCUACCGGCAGCGAUGGAACUGCCGGAAAGUAUCGCCCAAGGUCAGCGUCUUCGAGGCUUUAUUCCCCUCUCGACCAGUCCGGGGAUAACCAAACAUCACAAUGGGCGCGGAACGGGAGCACGAGUGUAGGUGGAGACGUCAACGGAGGACAUGGUGGCGGGGGAGCCGGUUUUGUGUGGGAGGCGGAGAAAGCCGGGCUACCGGAGGGUUGGGCAGAAGCUGUUGACGAGGAAAGUGGCCACGUCUAUUACUUUUCGGGAAAGAGGUCGACCUGGGUGAAGCCUGUCGCACCUGCCAGCCCUCGUUACCGUAGCCAUUCAUUGGGGGCCUGUCAGGCGACGAAUGCCAUCAAUGGCGACGGUAACGAGGAUGCUCACUCGGUGAUCUUGAGCACAGCAGCAACAGGACUCGCCGGCUCUCUCCCCCAAGCGGCAGAGGCAACAACGCCAGGAGUGGCAAUUUCAACAAGAGAGCGAGACAAGGCCCCCGAUGGAAUAUUGGAGGACGGUCGACUCGCUGAACGCGUUGACACUAAGGCUGCUUCUACGGCGGUAUUGGCACGACCGGUCGAUUCCCCCGAUGAAGAACAGGAGGACAGCACCGAGACUAACAUCCGUCCUGAAACUGGACGGAACGUUCCACCAGCAGCGAGCGGGCCAGAGAGAGCGGUUGGGGAGGGAGCGGAAGAGGGGAAGAGCGAGGAACGGCAUGGCAGUCUGCACCGCCUCUCUUCGACUAACAUACGAGGAUUUUCCAAUGGGUCAUCUGGCGUGCCUGAGAGCCCCUCGGGAUUUGACGAUGCCAUGUUGCCGAUACGCGGAAGGAGUGGAAACAGCGCCCCGUCGGACCACCGUGGGAGAGGACCUAGCUGGCCCUCCAACAAUGGCUUGGAUGGCUCGAUUCUGGCGGGUACGAGAAAAUCGCGAUCGGUCGUUCAUGACACCGUCGAUGCCUUCACGUCAACGUCAUUACCGCAAAAGAUCGUGGAAGGGAAGGUUUUGAGUAGAGCAAACGGGAUCCAACCUGAAGAAGCAGAGCCAUCGAGACCCCGAGAAGCCAGCGGAGUGGACAGGCUCAGCAGCGACGUUCAAGAGGAGGCAGGCUCUGCUACCAGCAGGGUGCGUAGCAACCUUCUCCCGCAAGCGAGGGAAAAUGACGAAGGCGAUGAUGAUGUCGAGGGCUACAAGACGACGCCCACGUGCUACCGCGCUAACUUUGGCAGCGAUCAAUCAUCGCCGCUGCAGGUCAUCCAAACAGAGGCUCUUCCUGCCACCGAGUCAUCUCCUGAUGCCGCAGAUGAUGUGGCUACCGAUGCGUUGGUUUCGAACACGGCAAGCGCAAAAAAAAACGAGACGCCUCCUCUGGAAACCACUCCGUACGUGAACGACCUGAGCGUCAACGACAGCAAUAAUAUUGAAAACAAAACGUCGGUUUCCGUCGCGCCUGCGGGUGAUGAUGCGGAUGCCAUCGACGCGAGGACCACGAGGGUAUCGCCGGCAUCGGUUUUUGCGGCGGGGGCGGCGCCAGGGUCUCCGCUUUCGCUCGAGGAGACAGAGAGCGCGAUGGCGGCGUUGAUCGCGAAGUUACGACCAUCGCUAGAACGCAGCCUCUCUCCCGAGGAGUCAAAGGUUGCCGCUGCUGCCGUAGACUUCGAGACUGGGGGUAAUGGCCCCGACCCGGGAUUAGGGUCAACAACAGCGCCGCUGCUAACUGCGGGCGAUGAAGGAAAGAGCGGCAACUACCGAGAAGGAGUACUAUCCGUGAGUUGGGAUAUGACCGCAAUGCAAGAAAGCACCGAUGGGGGAGGCGGUGUUGCUGGCAAGAAGUUGGAUGGGGAGGCUUCCGAGGCAGCCACGGGGAUGUACGAGGACGACUUUGACGUCGAUUGA
Ectocarpus siliculosus is the source of this 3519-nucleotide messenger RNA. The record is from the annotation of a GenBank genome assembly. NCBI's taxonomy places the organism in Eukaryota, Phaeophyceae, Ectocarpales, Ectocarpaceae.